CGUGGUCAGUUGGAGUCUAAACGUCGGUAGGGGGAUACAGAUACUAGCUGAAGGACAGAGAACACUACAACACUGACAAGAAACAAGAGAAGGAAUCAGUGAAAGGAAGAUGCUGCUGCUUCCUUUCGCGAUCGUCCUUGCAGUUCAAUUAUGGAGCUGCGGUCUCGUGUAUACGAAUACCGAACAAAGCCCUUCUAAUCAACUGGAGUGGGAAUAUUUCAGUUUGAUAGGACGUAUAGUUAAUGGGACCAAGGCUGUUUCGAGGCAGUUUCCUUAUCAGGUGUCUCUAAGACGAAGUUACAAUUCCAGACACUUCUGCGGAGGCUCGUUGAUCGACGAGUACUAUGUUCUCACAGCGGCACACUGUAUGUACAUGAAUGGCGGCCGUAUACAGCCUUGGACCAUCACGGUGGUUGCUGGAGAAUUGCAACUCAACAAGCAAACGGCCACUGGACAGAGUAGAGGCGUCGACGAGAUUAUCGUUCACUCCGAAUUUGACGAAACAACUUUGCAGAACGACAUAUCUCUCCUCGUUCUCAAAGAACCCUUCAAGCUCACGCAGGAAGUUAUGCCCGUGCAACUUGCCACGAACGAAGUUGAACCCGGCACGGUUUGCCAAGUGUCCGGAUGGGGCUACCCAGCAUUCGACACACCGAUAGUGAGCAACGAUCUCAUGUACGUGGAUCUACCGAUCAUAAGUAAGAACCAGUGCAAGGAGCUUUUGGUGAACGUAACAGACCUGCCGCCAGGGAUGUUCUGCGCCGGAUACACAGAGGGACUGAGAGACGCGUGUCAGGGUGAUUCUGGGGGUGGUAUGAUUUGCGACGGCUUCCUGUGUGGUGUGGUUUCCGGUGGCGAAGAGUGCGCGUUACCGGGACUCCCCGGCGUCUACUCGGACGUCUUGUUCUACGAGAGUUGGAUACUCGAAAACAUGAACGUGGCGACGAAACGGAUGACCUCGAAGGACGUUGAAACCACAAAUGAUCCUUCGGGUAAAACAAUUACCGGUGACCCCGAAGAUCGUUGAAACCAAAAAUGAUCCUUCGAGUGCUCAACACCUACUAGCCAGUGUUCUACUACUUUUCGUAUCUUAUAUUCUUAUUUCAAUAUAAUUAAUCUUUCAGAAUUACCAGUAAUACGAUAAAAUUUACAUUAAACAACAGUUUAGUCUUAGUCGUUCCAGAAAACAAUUCAUAGUGAAAAUAGAACGAACGUAAAUAUUACUGGAAAAACACAUAUCUUGUUUCGUGUGUAAGUGAUCGAGCAUUACAAAAUUUAAAAAUAUGUAUUCUAAAUGUAAAUGUAAUAUAAAAAAUAAACAAGUAUAUAAAUGUCAAUA
This is a messenger RNA of Colletes gigas, 1339 nucleotides long. RefSeq names its product trypsin-2-like. The record is from RefSeq and is a predicted model, not a curated record. Gene Ontology annotation, biological process: proteolysis. The transcript has 8 exons. Gene Ontology annotation, molecular function: serine-type endopeptidase activity. Bases 110 to 1027 code for a protein of 305 amino acids. NCBI's taxonomy places the organism in Eukaryota, Metazoa, Arthropoda, Insecta, Hymenoptera, Colletidae.